Penicillium oxalicum is the source of this 474-nucleotide messenger RNA. RefSeq lists its product as uncharacterized. The transcript has a single exon. Lineage: Eukaryota; Fungi; Ascomycota; Eurotiomycetes; Eurotiales; Aspergillaceae. The record is from RefSeq and is a predicted model, not a curated record. The coding region runs from base 1 to 474 and encodes 157 amino acids.
AUGAACUUCAACUCGGACUUGGUCUACUACGAGAAAAAUAUUCUCAUGCUUGACGAACUAAUUCACAAGCGCUUUGGAAAAUUCAAGCUAUGUCUGCAGGCAACUGGAAUCCCUCACCAGUACCGAAUCGAGACUUUUCGAAAUACUUACUCAUCAGCCACCAACAGAAUUCCUCAAGACCGUCUUGUGAGGUUCAAAGUUCACGGGGGAGAUUGGGACCUUCCAGACCCGAAACUUCUCGAGGUACACGCUUGCAUCGCAAAAUUUUUGCACAUGAAGAGCCAGGGGGAGGCUAUUGACGAGCUUAUUAGAGACUUUGAAGAAAUUGGCGGACUCGCACCAAAUGGCAGUACCAAUAUCGAAGAUCUGCUUGCAGCCAACAAUCUGUCACUGCUGUUCGUGGAAGGAAACAAAACAGCUAGUUCACUGGAAUACCCAAAGUCAGGUGUGGAGGAGAAGUACCAUAUUACCUAG